AUGAACCCAAAUCCGCAGAAUCCGUAUAUUUCGUCAAAGAUUAAGAUAGCUCAAAAAACCAAUCUACAAAACGAAGAUUAUAUUGCUAUUACAGAGAAAGAGUCAUUAAAAGAUGUUAAUAAUCCCAAAGAGCUUGCUACUUCUAAUGUCUCUACCCUUGCCACUCCAAACCCUAUUAAAAAAUCUGCCCUUGAGUUAAACAACAGUAUAAGGAAAGAGAUUUUGCUUUCCAAAUCUAGUUUACCUAUUGAAACACAAACAUCAUCGAGCAAAUUGAACAUUGGGUCAUUGGAUAAUGCAAAAGGUGCAAUAUUUGAAAAUCGCAACGAAAUUAGACAACCCGGAGAAGGAAUUACUUUCGCAGCUUUUGGCAAACCCUCCAGCAUAAAGCCAAAUGUAGUUAAUAAAAACAGGAAGCGAUCUUUUGAUUUAAUAAGUGAUGGUCUAUCAAAAGAUUCUUUGAAAUCAAAAGAACCUGCCCCUAAAAUGGCUGCUUUAGAAGCCUCUAAUUCAAUGCAUGUUAAUAACACACCAAAAAUCCCCCAGCCAACAGUCCCGGAAUUAAAUCAAAGUGGUAAAAGCAAUACAACUGCACCUAUACUUUCAAGCACAAACACAGUAAGCGUGCAAGAGAAAAAUACAUCUAGUUUAGAUGAAACGGUUCCAUUUUCCUCUUCUCGAACAUUUCCAGAUUCUGCAAUUAAUACUGCUGCGAGCAAAUCCAUUGCGACCAGCGGUGGUACCCAUACUAAGAGUCCGCAAGAUCAAGGGAAUACUUUGCGGCGUGAUAGCAAAGGUAAAAAUCCAGCUCAAAUUUCGGUGCUGCCACACCAUAUUCAACAUACACCUUUUGCUUCUGUUCCUUCAUCUACUUCUACAUUAGCUUCUACUUUUAUCCCAGUUUCUUCUUCUAUCACUACCGCUGCCACUGCCGCUGCAUCUGUAUUGACUUCUUCUCAACAACCACCAGCGCAAAGUAAGGUAUUAGAAAAAACAAAAGCGACUCCUACUAUAAAGCUUGAACCUGUAUCUCCGCGAGAAAAAGAGCGACAGAAUCAAGAGCUUAAAAAAGGUACUAAUUCGGGUUCUGUUAGCGGCUCAUCGCAUCUCGCUCAAAGUAUUCCAUUUUUACAUCCCCAAGAAUUGGCCCAACAUCAGAAUAAGUUUUCGAAUUCUCAUAACCCAGAAACAAGUCUGGGAAAUAAUUCACAUAAAUCAGGUGGACACUCUACCACUCCAAAUUCUACUUCAGCAUCAUCCAUGGUUUCAUCCAGACUCCAUGACGAUAGAAAUACUGUUUCUGCUUCCGUCGGCAUGAGUAUUUCUCAAAAUCAAAGCCAAAGCCAAAGCCAAAGCCAAAGCCAAAGCCAAAGCCAAAGCCAAAGCCAAAGCCAAAGCCAAAGCCAAAGCCAAAGCCAAAGCCAAAGCCAAAGCCAAAGCCAAAGCCAAAGCCAAAGCCAAAGCCAAAGCCAAAGCCAAAGCCAAAGCCAAAGCCAAAGCCAAAGCCAAAGCCAAAGCCAAAGCCAAAGCCAAAGCCAAAGCCAAAGCCAAAGCCAAAGCCAAAGCCAAAGCCAAAAUCAAAAUGCUCAUGUUGAUAAUUCCAAAACUAAUCCAGCAUUGAAUCGAUCACCAGCUUUGGUCAAUCCACAGUUUUCGACCCAAAAUCAUAAACAGCCUCAAGCUCAAAAUCCUAAUCAGACUCAAGCUAGUGCUCGAUCUCAAAGUCAAAAUCAAUCACCAGCAAAACACUUGGCUCAGAUACAGGCCCAAGCUCAGGCUCAGGCUCAGACUCAGGUUCAAACUUCAGUUCAAGCUCAAGCUCAAGCUCAAGCUCAUUCCAAAAAUCCUCAAGAUAAAAAAAGAUUUUCGAUUCAAUUCCGAGAAAUUAUUCAAUCCCAGCAGAAACACUUUGAAAUUCAGCUUCAAAAAGAUCUUAGUCUUGCAGAGUCGCUCCAGUAUAAGGCCAAAUUAAAAGCAUUGAAAGAUAUCCAAAAAUGUAUCAAUACCAAUCAGCUAACCCCAGAACUUAUUCGUACUUAUCAAAAUUUAACCAAAAGUGAUCUUCCACCGGAAAUUUUGAAAAUUACAAAAUAUCCACCGAUUCAGUCUUCUGUAGCGCCGCAACAGGUGCAAGAAUCAAAAAUGGCAAACGAAGCUCAGAAAAUACACAUUCUGCAAUCAUCAGACUCACAUUCUGGCAUUGAGGUACCAAAGGGAAGGGCUAAUGGUGAAACUUCGUUGUAUAACCGUCCGCCUUCUAAUUUAGAGCAUGAUUUGGAACCAAAGGCUCAGAAAGGACCCCCUGUGGGAAUUUUUCGUGCGCCAAACUUUCAAGCUCCUAAUAACAUGCAAUCAAAUACAGUAGGGCCUUCUAGCCAAUCAUUAAAAGAAUCACAAAAGCCUGCUGAACCAAAUACUGAACACCCCAUUCAAGGUCGCACCUAUAACCAUCAUGCAUCAAAAAAUUUAACCCCUCAACAAGCCAGGCUCGAUGCAGAGCCUAAGAGACGAACUAGCGAAAAUGAAUCUGGGUCGCCAUUGCCUCCUGUCUCCGAGAAAGCGCAUCCACCUAAAACCCGGAGAACGGCUGAAGUGCGCUCAGCUCCGUCACAAUCAGUGCCACCAAAGCCAGCAGCUACUGUGUUCCAAUGCAAAAGCUGCAACAAGAUUGUUUCAGAUUCUUAUGCAUGGGUCGCUGCGUUGUCAGACGACAAUGGGUUUGGAAUUUUUGUAGUUAACUCUGUUGUGCCUGGAUCAGUAAAUGUUAUUCGAGGAUCAGGCCCGUUAACUGCGCAAGAGGGCCCUGAUAAGGGCGCUUCGUAUUUUGAAGCCGAGUGCACAACUUGCAACAAGAUCAUUGGGCGGAUGUACGUUACAACACCCUCGCACUUGGAUUUUGCCAGAAACAUGUAUACGUUCAUUGUGAAGAACAUGACUUAUUAUAGUGUGGGAGAUCUCAUGUACAUGCCACAGGACAUUUCUGAAACGAUUGAAGAGCUACUGAAGCCAUCACCAAGUACCAUGUCGAGACAACUAGCUAUGGUGGAAACAAUGUUGAUUACAAUGCACAAACAAAUGGAAGUUUUAACUCGUCGAUUAUCUCAGUAUGAAAAACGAGAUGCCCAAAAAAAAAACAACGGAUAA
Magnusiomyces paraingens is the source of this 3144-nucleotide messenger RNA. RefSeq lists its product as uncharacterized. Gene Ontology annotation, biological process: CENP-A containing chromatin assembly; chromosome segregation. The record is from RefSeq and is a predicted model, not a curated record. Lineage: Eukaryota; Fungi; Ascomycota; Dipodascomycetes; Dipodascales; Dipodascaceae. Bases 1 to 3144 code for a protein of 1047 amino acids. Gene Ontology annotation, cellular component: chromatin; nucleus; chromosome, centromeric region. The transcript has a single exon.